Molecule: messenger RNA, 2185 nt
Organism: Aspergillus sclerotioniger CBS 115572
Lineage: Eukaryota; Fungi; Ascomycota; Eurotiomycetes; Eurotiales; Aspergillaceae
Product: serine/threonine-protein phosphatase 2A activator
Exons: 4
Coding region: 351-1688 (445 amino acids)
Biological process (GO): mitotic spindle organization
Cellular component (GO): protein phosphatase type 2A complex; nucleus; cytoplasm
Molecular function (GO): protein tyrosine phosphatase activator activity; peptidyl-prolyl cis-trans isomerase activity
Source: RefSeq, a predicted model, not a curated record
CCUUCGCUGCACAGGACGCGGAGAGCCCGACAUUGUGGACAGCCAUGAACUUUAGGGAGUCAGAAACAGACGACAAGCGACAAGGAUCACCGGGGAAACAUACAUGACCUGUCAACAGCAGCCAUCAGCCGCGUGGCUGGGAAUCAGGAGAGAGCUAGUGCUGCAUGGGAAGAAAACGAGGUCGAUGAUCGCGCAUUUCCCGUGAUCGGCGGGCGUCAUCGACUCCUUAUCGAUAACGCCGCCGCUUCAAUCCCACCACAACAUCCCACCACCCCGUUGUUCAGUUCUUAUCACAUUCAGUUCCACGAGGGCUUAUCCAUUGUAUUCCUACCACCGUUCAUUAUUUCAUCAUGGCAGCGGACGGACUUUCAGUCCGUGUCUUGCCCACUAUCAACCCCGCAGCGGGACAUACCUUCAUCGAGCCAACCAAACGCAUUCACGAGCAUGGCGAUGUCUCCGAGUUUCUGUGCUCUAAAGCCUAUGUGGACAUCACGACGUUCCUGCUCCAGCUCAACCGUUCAAUGUUCCCAGCCAAGCUGCCUGAUGGGACCAUCCAGACCUGGCCCGUGAACUCUGAUGCCGUGGAGUACUCCGCGCCAGUUCGUCAGCUCCAGCAGCUGCUAUCCAAACUAGAGGCAAUUCUCGAGGAGGCACCGCCUGACCAAGGGCCGCGUAGGUUUGGAAACAUAAGUUUCCGGAGAUGGUACGAAAUUGUAGAAAGUCGCGUUUCCAGCCUGCUGGAGGAGUGUCUUUCAGCGGAGAUUCUUGAGAAGAAAUCCGCUAACCCUGACGGACCGACAGCGGCGGCAGAACUCAAGGCAUAUUUCCUAGGAAGUUGGGGAAGCCCGCAGCGACUAGACUAUGGCACAGGUCAUGAACUGAGCUUCCUGGCUUUUUUGGCUGGGAUCUGGAAGCUGAAUGGGUUUCCUCAGAGCUCCUCGGGUGUUGAAGAAAGAGCGAUUGUUUUAGGCGUGAUUCAACCGUAUCUUGAGCUAGUGCGAACCAUCAUCAAGACGUACACCUUGGAACCAGCAGGCUCUCAUGGAGUCUGGGGAUUGGACGAUCACUCUUUCAUCCCCUACAUCUUCGGCUCUGCGCAGUUUGCGCCAGCUCUGUCAGAGGCGGAUCGAGUGCCGGAAGAGGGCUCUUUGCCUGAUGCGCCUGACCCAACUGGUGUUGCAAAAGCAACUAUUGUGGAGAGAGAACGAAGGGGAAACCUGUACUUCUCUGCCAUUGGCUUCAUCUACGAUGUGAAAAAAGGACCAUUCUGGGAGCAUAGCCCUAUGCUCUACGACAUUUCCGGCAUAAAGACCGGCUGGGCGAAGAUCAACAAGGGAAUGAUCAAGAUGUACAACGCAGAAGUGCUGUCCAAAUUUCCAGUGGUGCAACACUUUCCCUUUGGUUCCCUGUUCAGCUGGGAUCGUGACCCUAACGCGGUACCACCUCCGUCUACUGUCCACACGACAUCAGCACCUCAGCCUCGAGCAAGCGAACUUCCUUCCCAAGUACCUGGUCCGGGAACCAAAGCCCCAUGGGCAAGGUCUCAGGCCCAAGAGCGCCAGCCAGAGGCACAGCUCUACCUGACACUUCUCGGCUACCACCUGGUCCGAUGGCGCCUACGAGAGCCCCAUGGGCCAGUGCACCGCCAGGGCCGGCACCUGGUGAUAUCGACCCCAGAGGAGACGUAACGACCAAGGCACCUUGGGCUAAAUGAUAUUAGCAGCAUUCUGUACAUAUACCCUUGCAUGAUAUCAACUGCAUCCAUCAGAAGAGUCAAUGAUAAAAGCAUGACAUGCAAUCAUGUCACAUAACUCCAAGCCCUGGGUAUCAUCCGUAUCAUAAACAACGCCUUGUAAACAUCAGCGUCCCAGACAUUCACUCUGAAUCGGACGCAUAGUCCACCAGCCCAGCCAUCGGACGUGGUGUCUGUAUGACCUCUCCAGCAGACGACUUUUCCGGCUCCGAGCCAUUCUCAACCGGGGAUUCACUAGCAUCCUUCGCCUCGCCCGAUUUACUCCCGAGGCCACCAACUUCCUCCUCUUCACCUCCGGCCUCCAUGCACUCCCAUCACUGCUCAGGAACGGAUCUACCACAGCCCGUGUAUUCCCCGUCAACUCACUCCGAAACAUAGCCUUCCUCUCAGCCACCAAAUCCGCAGUCUUCAUCCUCUUCCCAUCCUUCCUCC